Messenger RNA from Vigna unguiculata (cowpea), 1200 nucleotides. Its product is annotated as alpha carbonic anhydrase 7-like. Gene Ontology annotation, biological process: one-carbon metabolic process. The record is from RefSeq and is a predicted model, not a curated record. Lineage: Eukaryota; Viridiplantae; Streptophyta; Magnoliopsida; Fabales; Fabaceae. Gene Ontology annotation, molecular function: carbonate dehydratase activity; zinc ion binding.
AGCACGCUUCUGAUCUUUCGUCUGCAUCAUUCCACAUUCAAUUUCAUCGAUCAAAUAUCAUAGCAAAAAAGCUCUCAAACGUGUUGAAUAAAAUGGAAAAUCUUACCAAGCACGCUGUGAUUUGCAGUUUAUUAACAGCACUUGUUUUUUCAUCAUGCCCAAUAACAAUGUCUCAAAGUGAUUCAGAGAACGAGUUUACCUAUGAUAUGAAGGGCAAGACAGGACCAGAUAAAUGGGGAGACCUAAAACCUGAUUGGAACCUGUGCAAGAUGGGAUCCAUGCAAUCCCCAAUUGAUUUCUCGAAUGAUAAGAUUGAAAAAGUAACUAAUUUGGAAGAACUUCAAACCAACUAUAGACCAUCCAGAGCAAGUAUUAAAAAUAGGGGCUACGAUAUCAAGGUGGAAUGGCAUGGGGACAAAAGCAGUGUAAAAAUUAAUGGAACUAAGUAUAGACUUGUACAGUCUCAUUGGCAUUCUCCCUCUGAACAUGCCAUUGAUGGCACAAGGUUGGAUCUAGAGUUGCACAUGGUGCACCAAACUCCAUCAGGACAAAUUGCAGUGGUUGGAAUAAUGUACAGGGCUGGAAGAGCAGAUCCUUUUUUGUCAUCGUUAACGGAAGUUUUAGAGGCCCUUUCUGAUAAAACUGGAGCAGAAAAAGAAGUGGCUGAACUGGAUCCUAAUCUGGUUAUGGAACGCGCAAGCGCAGCAUUUUAUUACAGAUAUAUUGGUUCUCUCACAUCUCCUCCAUGCUCUGAGAAUGUUGUUUGGACCGUCUUCAGAGAGGUGAGAUCGGUUUCUCAGGAGCAAAUCAAAAUGCUUAAAGAGGCCGUUGAAGAUCAUGCAAUUUCCAAUGCAAGACCGUUGCAGAAAUUGAACAACCGCGUAGUGCAGUUCAAUGAUCCCGAAGUUAAAGAUUAGUGUUUCAAGGCAUUGACGAGGACAAAUACAUAAAUUAUCAGAUUUUGAUUUCAAGUUUUGGUGGGAGAGAGAUUUUUCUGAUGCACUUGGUCUGUUGUUAUUUUCUGAUGUUUAUUUCAUGUUUUCGGGUAUAUUCAGUUUAAUUUUCAUUUUGUUCCUAUACAUGAUGUUUUUUGAUGUAUAUAUUAUUAGGACCAAGAGUUGGGCAGUGCUUACAUUAUAGUUUCAAAAGGUGAAGAACAUUUAUCUUUUUAUUCUGAUUAAUUAUCACAAAUUAUACUGA